AAUCAUGGUGAGUCACGUUUGGCAAGCCAUUACGCGUAAAAAACGUUUCGAAGGUGACUCCCACCUGGACUCGAAUCUCCGAAGAUGUCUAGGCCUGAUGGACAUUACUUUCUUGGCACUGGGCCAAAUGAUGGGAGCCGGAAUUUAUGUGCUCACGGGUACUGUAGUCAGGAAUCAGGCCGGCCCGUCAAUUAUAUUCUCGUUUGCUCUGGCAGGAAUCGCAGCACUUUUGUCGGCUUUUAGUUACGCCGAGUUUGGAGCAAGAUUUCCACGUGCCGGAAGUGCCUACACCUACACCUACAUUGGUUUCGGAGAACUUUGGGCAUUUAUCGUUGGCUGGACUAUUCCGCUGGAGUAUAUGAUUGGAAAUGCGGCCGUUGCCCGCUCCUGGUCCGCAUAUUUCGAUAAUAUGCUGGACAACUACAUCAAAAAUACGACGAUUGGAGCUUUGGGGGAGCUCUCGGAGCCCGGUGGCUUCUUUUCAACGUACCCAGAUAUUUUGUCAUUCCUCCUGAUUUGCCUGUGUGCUUGUGUCAUUGCAGUCGGGCCAAAAGUUUCGGCAAAUGUGAAUUCUAGUUUUGUGGUGUUGAAUAUUGUGGUCAUUUUCAUCGUAAUUGUAUCCGGAAUCUGCUACGCCGACUUCAACAACUGGACAGGCACCACCUCUGACGGACGGUCCAUGUUCUUCCCAUUCGGUUUGACAGGGACCCUAACCGGAGCCGCCACAUGCUUCUUCUCCUACAUCGGUUUCGAGGUACUCGCCACCGCUGGGGAGGAGGUCAAGUCCCCUCACCGAACUAUCCCGGUUGCCACGUUUUUGAGCAUCGGCGUCAUCAUGACCCUGUACAUCCUGGUGUCUUCUACCCUAACACUUAUGGUUCCAUAUGAUCAGGUACAUACCACUGCCCCAUUUGCGGAAGCAUUCAGUGCUCGAGGUUGUACCACUGUGAUGUACAUCAUCUCAAUUGGAGCUCUGAUCGGGCUCACCAAUAACCUGGUCACCGGAGUAUUUGCUCUGCCACGUGCCGUCUACGCGAUGGCUGAUGAUGGGCUCAUUUUCAAAUGGUUGGCUCAUGUAACUUCCUCGACUAAAGUUCCAUUAAAUGCUAUCGUUAUUUUUACACUUCUCAAUGCGAUUAUCGCACUUAUUUUUGAUAUUGAGGCGUUGGUAGAAUUUCUAUCCAUCGGCACCUUAUUCGCCUACUCCUUUGUCUCCGGCUCGGUGCUUGUGCUCCGCUACCAGUCGGCUCCGAUCGACGGCGAUGGGAAGCGAAUGGAUAAUGGCGGAGAGCUGAGCUCAUGGAUUCCUGCUCGAAACUUCUGGGAGUCUUUACCCGCCGGCACCUCGAUUUCCCUGGGUGUCGCCGCGUUGAUCGGCUCAUUUUUCUGGUUGGCAUUCACUUUUCGGACUGGAUUUUAUGAGCAUUGGUAUGGUCAAAUAUCGAUUGGUUUCAAUGGAUUAUUGAUUGUUUUGGUGAUGGCUUUUAUUCUCGGACACCAGCAGAACUCACUGGAAACUAGCUUCAAGGUUCCAUUUGUCCCAUUCCUUCCGUGUCUAUCCCUCCUAGUCAAUGUAUUCAUGAUGGCCUACUUGACAACUGCCACAUGGAUCCGGCUUUUUGUCUGGAUGGGUGUUGGCCUCUUGAUCUACUUUUCCUAUGGAAUCCGACAUUCCAAAGAAGCCAAGAAGCUCACCACAAUUGCCGAUAUUCGAAUGAGCUCGACGUUUCCGAAUAAGAAUAAUCGGAUCACGAAAACCUAGAAUAAGAGUCUGCUGAAAAAAACGGGUUUCCCAAAUUUUUUGACACUUCAUUUUGCCAAAAAUUAUAAUGCCAAAUUGUAGAAAUCUAGGAAAAUUACUUAUAUAUUCAAUUUUAAUUUGAAUGCUUAAUUUUGACUCCCGGUUCUUGUCGAAUUUGAUCUCUGAUUUUGUUUUUUUUUAAUUUUUAUUAUCACAAUAAAAUUGUUCAUAUUUU
Messenger RNA from Caenorhabditis elegans, 1976 nucleotides. Its product is annotated as Cationic amino acid transporter C-terminal domain-containing protein. The record is from RefSeq and is marked reviewed. Gene Ontology annotation, biological process: transmembrane transport; amino acid transmembrane transport. The transcript is spliced from 9 exons. Gene Ontology annotation, cellular component: membrane. Gene Ontology annotation, molecular function: transmembrane transporter activity. The coding region runs from base 5 to 1762 and encodes 585 amino acids. NCBI's taxonomy places the organism in Eukaryota, Metazoa, Nematoda, Chromadorea, Rhabditida, Rhabditidae.